Helianthus annuus (common sunflower) is the source of this 5164-nucleotide messenger RNA. Its product is annotated as ABC transporter C family member 3. Gene Ontology annotation, molecular function: ATP binding; ATP hydrolysis activity; ABC-type transporter activity. Gene Ontology annotation, cellular component: vacuolar membrane; plant-type vacuole. Lineage: Eukaryota; Viridiplantae; Streptophyta; Magnoliopsida; Asterales; Asteraceae. Gene Ontology annotation, biological process: transmembrane transport. The record is from RefSeq and is a predicted model, not a curated record. The transcript is spliced from 10 exons. Bases 626 to 5077 code for a protein of 1483 amino acids.
CUCUUUAUUCUCUUUCAAACUACCUUACCAGGUAGGUAAGUUCAUCAGAAUUCUACAUGUAUAACAAUAAAUCGAACACCAUGGAAAUAUGUAGGAUCGAAUUGUUUUUGAACCUAGAGGGGGAAUUUAUUCAAGUCAAACCUCUAGCCAGGGGCUAGAACAAGAUUACAGGGACCGAACGCAAGUCUGCAUCGGUUCGUUGCGUCAAAAAGGGAGAAGUCGGGAAGUGUGUUGGUUCUAGUUGAACGUUGCCAGAAUAAGUUGUGUCUGUAUGAGAGAGACAGAAGGAACAAGAAAAUCUGUUAAUAAGGUUAAGCACCCCAUAUGUUUGAUGAAAUGCCCCAAAGAAUAUACUUUUUACAUUGCCCCACAAAAGCCUUGUUAUCCUUCACAGCAAGUCCUGAUUAACUACUUAGUUGUAUUUGGUAUUGACCCUGCAUAACAAUGGGCUUCAGAAUAAUCCAAUCAAUGUUGAGCUAUAAAGAAAAAGACAAAGGCGAUGUUAAUAAUCCACCAAUAUUGACUACUGACCAGAUCCCAAAGUUAUCAUUUCUCUGUGGGUGGGUUUCGGUGUCACACACACACUAUUUCGUCCAAUAAAGUCAGUCACUUUAUGAACUAAAACAUGAAGGUUGUUGAACCAUCAUUCAUGGGUAUGCCAGUUGUAACAAUGACUGAUAACUUUCUGUUGGUGCAUGGGUUUUCUGCUUUGAUACACCUUGGUUUCUUGCUUCUUGUAUUCAUCAGUUGUCUCUGCAAAAGAAUCAGUUUCAAAGGUCCUAAACAGAUACCCAACAAUGGGGUCUUGUUUUACAGACAGACCCUUUUAUCUUGUGUGGUCCUUGUGGUUCUUAACCUUGUUAUGUGUUUCUUGAACCUUAUUUAUUGGUAUAGAAAUGGUUGGAGUUUAGAAAACUUUGUUGGCUUUUCGGAUACCGUUUUUAGAACUCUUGUUUGGUUGUUCGUUUCGGUUUACUUGCACAAUCAUGUCUCUAAAUCCGCAGAAUCUAAGUAUCCGUUUGCAUUAAGGAUGUGGUGGUUUUCUUCUUUCUUAAUCUUUUGUUUUUGCCUAGUGUUAGACUGUGUCUUCUAUAAACAGGUCCAUAGUUUAUCAGCUCAAUUCUUGGUGUUGGAUGUUUCGUCUACUAUUGCCGGUUUAUUCCUGUGUUAUGUCGGGUUCUCGGUUAAGAAUGAAGGUGGUGCCGUUAGCCGUUUUGUUUAUGAAUCAUUGCUGGAUGGCAGUUCUAGUGUCACGAGCGAUCACAGAGAUUCCAAACGUGGGGGCGAAACUAUUACCCCUUCAGCAACCAGCAAUAUCUUUAGUCUUCUUACUUUCUCUUGGAUUAAUCCGUUAAUUUCUAUAGGAUAUAAGAAACGAUUGGAUCUUGAGGAUGUUCCACAACUUGACAGUUUAAAUAGUGCUCAACGAUCGUUUUCGGUCUUACGAAAUGAAAUAGAAACGGAUAAGCGUAAAAGCAGCGAAAUGAAUACUUUAAGUCUUGUCAAGGGUGUGGUAUUGACAACAUGGAAAGACAUUGUAGUUACUGGUGUCCUUUCUUUUGUGUCCGCAUUAGCUUCGUAUGUGGGGCCGUUUCUCAUAGAUACACUUGUUAAAUAUCUAAACGGACAUCGAAACUUAAAAGAAGGCUUUCUUCUAGUUUCGGCAUUCGGUGCUGCUAAGAUUGUGGAGUGUUUGGCACAACGACACUGUGAUUUUAAGCUGCAACAGGCUGGAAUCAAUGUCAGAGCUGCACUUGUUGCAAUGAUCUACCACAAAGGUUUGACCCUUUCAUCUCAGUCAAAGCAGGGGCACUCCAAUGGCGAGAUUAUUAACUUCAUGGCCGUUGAUGCUGAAAGAAUCGGUGAUUUUAGCAAGUACAUGCACAACGCUUGGCUGGUCUUCGUGCAAGUUGGUCUGGCACUAGCAAUAUUGUAUAAAUAUCUUGGGAUUUCUUCACUAGCUACCUUUGUUGCAACGAUUGUCGUCAUGCUAUCGAAUCUACCGUUAGGGCGUUUACAGGAAAAGUUUCAAGAGAAAUUGAUGAAAUGUAAAGAUAAAAGGAUGAAAACAACUUCCGAAAUUUUGAAGAAUAUGAGGAUUCUCAAGCUUUACGGAUGGGAGAUGAAAUUCUUGUCUAGAAUUAACGAUAUCCGUAAUGACGAGGCACAUUGGUUGUAUAAAUUUACAUUUACUAUGGCCAUGACAUGUGUCGCAUUCUGGGUUGCGCCCACGUUUGUGGCUAUCGCCACGUUUGGUAUGUGUAUGCUUCUUGGCAUCCCACUUGACUCGGGGAAGGUGUUGUCUUCACUUGCAACGUUUAAGAAUCUGCAAGAAUCAGUGUAUAAUCUUCCAGAUACAAUAUCGAUGAUAGUACAGACAAAAGUUUCACUCGAUCGUAUUGCAUCGUUCCUCAGUCUAUCCGAAUUAGAUUCUGGUCUGGUAGAAAUAGUCACACGAGGUAGUUCUGACAUGUCAGUCGAGAUUGUUGAUGGAAAAUUUUCAUGGGAUGUGACAUCUUGUAAUCCGACAUUGAGUGAUGUAAAUUUAAAAGUUAUUCAUCGCAUGAAGGUUGCUGUAUGCGGCCCGGUUGGCUCAGGAAAGUCGAGCUUACUGUCGUGUAUGCUAGGAGAAGUGCCUAAAUUAUCAGGAAAUGUCAAACUUAGUGGCACAAAGGCUUAUGUUGGUCAAUCACCAUGGAUACAGAGCGGAACGAUAGAACAGAAUAUCUUGUUUGGUAAGGAGAUGGACAGAGAACGUUAUGAGAAGGUUCUAGAAGCGUGUGAUUUGAAGAAAGACCUUGAAGUGCUCUCUUUUGGUGAUCAAACGGUUAUAGGCGAGAGGGGAAUUAAUUUGAGUGGUGGUCAGAAACAGAGAAUACAGAUAGCGCGUGCUGUGUAUCAAGAUGCUGAUAUUUAUCUAUUUGAUGAUCCGUUCAGCGCUGUUGAUGCUAUAACCGGAAACCAUCUUUUCAAGGAAUGUAUGAUGGGUUUCUUGGAAUCAAAAACAGUGAUUUACGUCACACAUCAGGUGGAGUUUUUACCGGCUGCAGAUCUCAUCCUGGUCUUGAAGGAUGGAAGAAUUACACAAGCUGGAGAAUAUGGUGAUAUUAUGAAGCUAGGAAGUGACUUUUUAGAACUUGUUGGCGCACACAAAGAAGCUUUAUUAGAAAUCGAUUCCGUAGGGCAUAAUUUAGUAACUGUUAAUGAGAUUAUCGAAGACGAGACUAUAACGGGUCAAAACGGUAAUUUAGUUCACACGGAGGAGAAGAAACGGCAGCUUGUGGAAGAAGAAGAAAGAGAAAGAGGUAAAGUUGGCUCAUCGGCGUAUUGGAAAUACCUUACAACUGCUUAUGGAGGGGCCCUAACGCCAUUGGUAUUAUUAGCACAAAUUAUGUUUGAAUCAUCUCAGAUCGGCAGCAACUACUGGUUGGCUUGGGCGUCGUCUACAUCUGAAAGCGAUGAAGCGCGUGUCGGUGGCUUUGAAUUCAUUAUCGUUUAUGUGGCUUUUGGUAUUGGAUGCUCUUUUUGUAUUCUGGCAAGAUCGUUUUUACUUAUGAAAGCUGGCUAUGAAACAGCCAACAGGCUUUUCUACAAAAUGAAUCUUUGUAUUUUCCGUGCACCCAUGUCAUUCUUUGAUGCCAACCCAUCUGGCCGAAUUUUAAACAGAGUAUCUACUGAUCAAACUGCGUUGGACUUGACAAUACCGUAUAUCAUUGGCCCUUUUGCUUUUGUGUCGAUACAGCUUUUAGGCAUUAUUUUAGUUAUGUCACUAGGUGCUUGGCCCGUGUUCCUUGUUUUCUUUCCUGUAGUUGGAAUUUGCAUCUGGUUACAGCAAUAUUACAUACCUUCAGCACGAGAACUGGCGCGAUUGGUUGGAGUAUGCAAAGCUCCAGUCAUUCAGCAUUUUUCCGAGACGAUAUCUGGAUCAACAACUAUUAGAAGCUUUGAUCAGAAACACAGAUUCCAAGAUACAUGCUUGAAACUGAUUGACGAUUAUUCGAGACCGAAGUUUCAUGUUGCUGGUGCAUUGGAUUGGCUCGGGUUACGCUUGGAUAUGUUGUCUUCUUUUAUAUUUGCAUUCCUUCUGAUCUUUCUUGUCUCUGUUCCUGAAGGAAUAAUUGAUCCCAGUACUGCGGGCUUAGCAGUAACAUAUGGGCUAAACUUGAACAUGUUACAAGCUUGGGCUAUACAAAAACUUUGCAAAUUGGAAAUACAAUUUAUCUCGGUUGAAAGAAUUUUUCAGUACAGUUCUAUCCCUAGUGAGCCUCCACUUGUUAUAGGCUCGAAUCGACCUGAUCGCUUCUGGCCUUCACAAGGAAAGGUCGAUAUUCACCAUCUGCAGGUUCGAUAUGCCUUACACAUGCCUCUUGUGUUGAGAGGUAUAACAUGCACUUUCCAUGGAGGUAGAAAGACCGGAAUUGUAGGGAGAACCGGAAGUGGUAAAUCUACUCUUAUACAAACACUCUUCCGUAUCGUCGAACCUACCAGUGGGGAAAUUUUGAUAGAUGGGAUCAACAUUUCAUCGAUUGGACUCCAUGAUUUACGAUCUAGAUUGAGCAUAAUUCCCCAAGAUCCCACUAUGUUCAACGGAACCGUUAGAAGCAACAUGGACCCACUUGAGGACUAUACAGAUGAUCAGAUUUGGGAGGCUCUUGAUAAAUGCCAGAUCGGUGAUGAGGUUCGAAAUAAGGAAGGCAAGCUUGAUGCAUCAGUUGCUGAAAACGGAGAGAACUGGAGCAUGGGUCAACGACAACUGAUCUGUCUUGGGCGUGUGCUACUGAAGAAAAGCAAGAUUCUGGUUCUUGAUGAGGCCACUGCAUCAGUUGAUACAGCAACCGAUAACAUGAUUCAGAAAACACUUAGAGAACACUUUUCAGAGUCUACUGUCAUAGCAAUAGCACACCGAAUCACCUCUGUGGUCAAAAGUGACAUGGUUUUAGUUUUAAACAAUGGUCUUGUUGAAGAUUAUGAUUCUCCUACAGCACUGCUUGAAGAUACUUCGUCUUCUUUUUCUCAGCUGGUUGUGGAGUACAGCAUGAGGUCGAAGAAUUCUAGUCAUGUAACUAGCUACAUUUGAGAAUCAGCUGAUGCCAAAUUGCAAUCAUUGUGUUCUGUAUAGAAAAGAAAGUACAACCAUCAUCAAACUAGACUGUUUGAAUGUAUA